Messenger RNA from Nyctereutes procyonoides (raccoon dog), 938 nucleotides. RefSeq names its product carcinoembryonic antigen-related cell adhesion molecule 4-like. Gene Ontology annotation, biological process: signal transduction; regulation of immune system process. The coding region runs from base 60 to 938 and encodes 292 amino acids. Gene Ontology annotation, molecular function: protein tyrosine kinase binding. Gene Ontology annotation, cellular component: cell surface; plasma membrane. The transcript has 6 exons. Lineage: Eukaryota; Metazoa; Chordata; Mammalia; Carnivora; Canidae. The record is from RefSeq and is a predicted model, not a curated record.
AGCGUCUGCGCGGCUGCAGCUGCUCUCACCCGGGCCGGACGGAGCGGGCAGCGGGCACCAUGGAGCCCCCCUCGGCCUCGCCCCGAGCAGGGCGCGGCCCCUGGCAGGAGCUCCUGCUGGCAGUCUCACUCUUAAUCUCCUGGAACCCGCCCACCACUGCCCAAGUCACUGUGGAGUCCGUGCCUCCCAAUGCUGCUGAAGGGAAGGACGCUCUUCUGCGGGUCCUCAAUCUGCCUGGGGAUACAGCAGGCCUUACCUGGUUCAGAGGGGAAAUUGUAGCACCUGUCCAUCAAAUUCUAUUAUAUGUAGUAGACACACGAGUAAUUACCCUGGGGCCUGCACACAGUGGCAGAGAGAUAAUAUACCCCAAUGGAUCCCUGCUGUUCCAGAACAUCACCCUGAACGACACAGGAUCCUACAUCUUACAAAUCAUAAACAGAAAAUUUGAAACUGCACUAGUACGUGGACAGCUCCGAGUAUUCCAUGAAAGAAGCACCAUAGGCCUCCCUGUGGGGUCCAUCAUUGGCAUUGCACUCGUGGUCCUGAUUGGAGUAGCACUUGUGGCCACACUGGGGUAUCUCCUGAUCUGCACAAGGACUGGAAGGACCAGUGGCUGGUGUAAUCUCAGAGAGUUCGGGGGCCCAGCAUCCACCCCUUGCCAUGCUCCAGCCAGCAGCUCCAUAUCCCCGGAUUCCCUGCCCAACCCCACAGCAGAAGUUCCUAUCUACCAGGUGAGUGUGGGCAAUGGUAGUUUGGGUCCCCAUAGCUUUAUGGGCCAGAGGAUCUGCCCCCAGCCUACCACAGGCUGUGCUCUCAGAUUCAGGAAACAGCAGAACAAAGGGAAACAAGAGGUAGUAGGAGGUAUAAGGGGCCUGGAAAAGAAACCAGCCACAGAGCCCAGCUCUCAGAGUUGCUGCCCGGGUGGUCCUAGAUUCUGA